Messenger RNA from Strongylus vulgaris, 500 nucleotides. NCBI's taxonomy places the organism in Eukaryota, Metazoa, Nematoda, Chromadorea, Rhabditida, Strongylidae. The record is from the annotation of a GenBank genome assembly.
AUGUUCAGCCGUGUAGUCGGAUCGUCACUCUUAAGGAUUUCGAUUAAGACGGGUUCGUGGGAACAUCGGCCAACAGCAUUUGGCUUUGAACAUCUAGCCGUGAUGAAUGACGUCACGUUACUAUGCUUAGCAUACAUAAAUCUGCGGAAGCAAUCCUCUCUGCUUUCUGUGUUGGGUGUCACUUCGAUGCAAGAGAUGCUAUUGACGAUCGACAGCCUCGACACCUUAUCGGACGCCAUGCGCAAGGCUGGGCUUGAAAACACAAACAUGAUAUUCGCUUACUGUAAGCCUGUUGACAAUGACGAUAAUGAACUUCUAGGCAUUGAUUACACCGCCAGUAAUAAGUAUCAAGGCGAAGAUUCAUUUGGCGGACGCUCUCUUCAUACAAUACAUCCAAACGUGAAAAAUCCCUAUCAGCAGGUGAGUUACGACAGAAUACUCGAUUUUACAUGGAUUUAUCAUGCAUAUCGCAGGGUACAAAGAAAAUUGUUUGCUUAAGU